GAACCCCCGCUCAGUUCCUUGUCCCCCACUCUCCCAACCCCGCAGGCGCUCCGGGCCCUGCCCCUGCCGCAGCUAUGGCUCCAGGGGCUCCCUCAUCUGGCCCCAGUCCUAUCCUGGCUGCGCUGCUCUUCUCCUCUUUGGCGCUCUCCCCCGCCCAGGCCAUUGUGGUUUACACGGACAGGGAGGUCCACGGUGCUGUGGGCUCCAAAGUGACCCUGCACUGUUCCUUCUGGUCCAGCGAGUGGGUCUCAGAUGACCUCUCCUUCACCUGGCGCUACCAACCUGAAGGCGGCCGCGAUGCCACGUCGAUCUUCCACUAUGCCAAGGGACAGCCCUACAUCGAUGAGGUGGGGACCUUCAAAGAGCGCAUCCAGUGGGUAGGGGACCCGCACUGGAAGGAUGGCUCCAUUGUCAUACACAACCUGGACUAUAGUGACAACGGCACUUUCACAUGUGAUGUCAAAAACCCGCCAGACAUAGUGGGCAAGACCUCGCAGGUUACGCUCUACGUCUUUGAAAAAGUGCCCGCGCGGUACGGGGUGGUCCUGGGAGCCGUGAUCGGGGGCGUCCUGGGGGCGGUGCUCCUCGUGCUGCUGCUUGUCUACCUGACGCGGUACUGCUGGAUGCGCCGGCAGGCGGCGCUGCAGAGGCGGCUCAGUGCCAUGGAGAAGGGGAAAUUGCACAAGGCUGGGAAGGACACGACGAAGCGCGGCCGGCAGACGCCAGUGCUGUACGCCAUGCUGGACCACAGCAGAAGCACCAAAGCUGCCAGUGAGAAGAAGUCCAAGGGGCUGGGGGAGUCUCGCAAAGAUAAGAAAUAGCGGUUAGCGGGCCGGGCGGGGGAUCGGGGGUCGCGGGCGGAGGUCUCCAAAGGCUCUCAGGUGGUGAUCAUCGAGAUGGAGCUACGACAGGAUGAGCAGAGCUCGGAGCCCCGGCCUGCUGUCAAGUCCCCCAGCAGAACCAGCAUCAAGAACGCCCUCAAGAACAUGAUCGGCCUGAACUCGGACUAGUGAUCACCCGCCCGCAGGCCCUGCCAGAGCAGGGGGCCCUAGGCUCCUCUUACCCCCGUCUAGGUGCUUUCCUCCUUAGCCCCCCAGCCCUGCCCUGCCCCCACCUGCCUUCGAGAUGUAAGUUUCAUUCCAAAUUCGUUCCCCAGGCACAUCAGAUUCUCACCCCUUCAUGCCCCUCCCCUUCACUGGCCCCAAGGACUGUGUGUUUGGUGCCUGACCCUCAGGCACCGAGAAGAAAGGGACCUUGACACUGCGUGCCUCAACUCCAGGCCACCUGGCACCCCCAUCCCCUGCACCGCCUAGCCUGGCCCUCUGGCUCUUUCUUCUCUGACCCUCCCCCACUCCAUCAGGUGGCCCAGUUGCAUUCUCUGUCCGCCCAGCUAACACCCAGAUCAGCCAGAUCGGACUCUCCUUCAGGGUUUAUUUAGGUUGUUAGUUAUUUUUAUUUUUUAAUCCAUUCUUUUUUGUUCGUUUGCCUGUGCCCAUGCUCUGCCUCCCCAACCAUGACUGAGUACCGAUGACGUCAUGUGGUCUUUGCGCUCCCCCCCAAUCCCCGUUAAAUCCUUAAUGGAGAGCCAGCCCAAGCCCCGGAUUCUCAAACCUCAGCCUCAAGACUGGUGCCCCCUGACCACUUCGGAGCACUGUUCUGGGACUCAAGGUCAUGCGGGAAGGAGAGGGAGAGAGAUCUUCACAGGUCAGGGAGUUGAGGAGGGGGCAAAUGAGCCUUAAGAAAUAGCUUUUAAACAACCAAAGAGAAAGCAAGAAAAACAAAUGGGAAGUGGGAUGGUAAGGAAAGAGGCUGUUCUCCCAGACAUGGGAGAUUCUUAAGAUUUUUCUACAUUCUGUAUAUUUCUUCUCAAACCCCCAAAUGUCCUUAAAUGUUUAAUAAACACUGACAUUUCCAGAAA
Molecule: messenger RNA, 1918 nt
Organism: Manis javanica (Malayan pangolin)
Lineage: Eukaryota; Metazoa; Chordata; Mammalia; Pholidota; Manidae
Gene: MPZ
Product: myelin protein zero
Biological process (GO): myelination
Cellular component (GO): plasma membrane
Source: RefSeq, a predicted model, not a curated record